GACAAGUGCUCCACUGGACGAGGAGCAAACGAAACUAGCCAAACACCGAGCGAAUCAAUUGGAUUGCCAGUCUUCGAAAAUGGAUCGUUGGCAGGACCGAGUGGCCGUGGUUACGGGUGCCAGUUCGGGGAUCGGGGCCGCCACGGCCAAAGCGCUCGUCGAGGCGGGCGUGGUGGUGGUGGGCCUGGCCCGCCGGAUGGACCGCAUGGAGGCGCUGAGGGCCGAGCUGCCGGAGGAGAUGCAAGGGCGCUUUCAUCUGAUGCACUGCGACGUGGCGGACCUGGACUCGCUGACGGCGGCCUUCGACUGGGUGGAGGAGCAGCUGGGCGGCGUCGACAUCCUGGUGAACAAUGCCGGCUGCCUGUUCGCCGGCCAGCUGCUCACCCAGGAGCUGGAGAAGUUGGAGCAGACCUGGAAGGUGAACAUCAUGGGCGUCCUCAACUGCACGCGCCGCGCCUUCCGCUCCAUGCAGCAGCGCGACGUGGCCGGUCAUGUGGUGCUGAUCAACAGCCUCACGGGCGAGACGAUCAUCAAUCCGCCGGGCGACGAGCUGCAGGUGCUCAAUAUGUAUCCCCUGACCAAGCACGGCAUCAAGGCCAUGCUCGAGGUGCUGCGCCAGGAGUUUCGCGGCUUCAAGACCAAGAUCAAGAUUACGAGCAUCACGCCGGGGGUCACGGACACGGAGAUUCUACCCAGGGGCUAUGACUCGCUGCCCAUGCUGAGGCCCGAGGACAUUGCCGCCGGCAUUAUCUACGCCCUGGCCACGCCGCCGCACGUCCAGGUGCAUCAGCUGACGAUCAAGCCGCUGGGGGAGCCCUUCUAGGUGCUGCCGAUGACGUCACCAUCAUCGCUCCCGAUGAUGCCAUCAUUCUCGGCGAAUACAUAUACACAGCUCGCAGUGGGCGUGUCUGAAGUGGCAGCUCACCGACUGAAA
This is a messenger RNA of Drosophila persimilis, 934 nucleotides long. RefSeq names its product farnesol dehydrogenase. Lineage: Eukaryota; Metazoa; Arthropoda; Insecta; Diptera; Drosophilidae. The record is from RefSeq and is a predicted model, not a curated record. The coding region runs from base 80 to 823 and encodes 247 amino acids. The transcript has 2 exons.